ACAAAUAUAAACGUCAAGCAAGUAUUUUCUCAACAGUGUGUAUUUAAUGUGUAUACAUCAUUGGUGGUUCAUUACCCUCGCUUUGUCAGUUUAGGUGUUUCAACUUGGAGCUGGAUGACUGAUUUCUGAACCACCAUCAUGAUCACUGUCAUCAAGGAAUAUAAUUAUUUCUUCAAGUAAAAUUACUUGUAUUAUUUCAACAUAAUUAUAAAAAAAGUUAAUAACAAAUUUUAUACAUCAAUAUAGUUAUUUUAAUUAUUUAAACUAUCAAGAUUUUGUUGUGUAUUGUGUGUGACAGAAAAAAAAAAAAAAAAAAGAAAAAAGCUUCAAUUUUUUACUGCAUUAUAAAAUACAAUAACAACAACAAAUAAUUUAAUGUCAAAUUGCAAAAAAGGUCAUACGUAAUUUUUAAUUGUAUUAGUGUAUGUGUUGUACAUAAAUAUAUGUUGUGAUAUAAAAAAUUAAAUGUGCAAAAAAUGAUAAAAUCGAGAUAAUGAGGCGUAAUGUAGUUAGUUUAUUAAAGUUCAUAUGCCUUGCAAUAUGCACUGUAUUUCUUACUGUUAUUAUAUUUCGAUAUGUAAGAGGUCCAAGACGUCUUAAAAUAAUACAACAUCAAGUUAAUAAUAAUGAACAUUAUCAACAACAACAACAAUUGUCUGAGAAACAAGAUCCAAAUGAAAAGGUCGAUUGGCAUGAUUACAAAAAAAUUGCUGAAGAAUCCAAAAGAACCGGACCUGGAGAACAUGGUAGACCAGCUUUUUUAUCAAAAAAACAAGAAUUAUACAAAGACAAGUUAUAUCAAGUUAAUGGUUUUAAUGGUGCAUUGAGUGAUGAAAUAGCACUUGAUCGUUCAAUACCAGAUAUACGACAUCCAGAUUGUCGUAAAAAAAAAUAUUUAAAAAAUUUAAAUUCAAUAUCUGUGAUAGUAUCAUUUCAUAAUGAACAUUUAAGUACAUUAUUACGUACAUGUUGGAGUGUUAUUAAUCGUUCACCACCAGAAUUAUUAAUGGAAAUAAUACUUGUUGAUGAUGCAAGUACAAAAAUUGAAUUAAAAAAUAAAUUAAAUGAUUAUAUAUUAAAAAAUUUACCAAAAGUUAAAAUAAUAAGAUUACCAAAAAGAUCAGGUUUAAUAAGAGGUAGACUUGCUGGUGCUAAAAGAGCUAAAGCUAAAAUAUUAGUAUUUCUUGAUUCCCAUACUGAAGCAAAUGUUAAUUGGUUACCACCAUUACUUGAACCAAUUGCUAAAAAUUAUAAAACUUGUGUAUGUCCAUUUAUUGAUGUUAUUGCAUUUGAAACAUUUGAAUAUCGUGCACAAGAUGAAGGUGCACGUGGUGCAUUUGAUUGGGAAUUAUAUUAUAAAAGACUUCCAUUACUACCAGAAGAUUUAAAAAAUUCAUCAAAUCCAUUUAAAUCACCAGUUAUGGCUGGUGGUUUAUUUGCAAUAUCAUCAAAAUUUUUUUGGGAACUUGGUGGUUAUGAUGUUGGUCUUGAUAUAUGGGGUGGUGAACAAUAUGAAUUAUCAUUUAAAAUAUGGCAAUGUGGUGGACAAAUGUAUGAUGCACCAUGCUCAAGAGUUGGUCAUAUUUAUAGAAAAUUUCCACCAUUUCCAAAUCCAGGACGUGGUGAUUUUCUUGGUAAAAAUUAUAAAAGAGUUGCUGAAGUAUGGAUGGAUGAAUAUGCUGAAUUUAUAUAUCGUAGAAGACCACAUUUACGUACAUUAAAUCCUGGUGAUUUAACUGAACAAAAAGCAUUAAGAAAUAAACUUAAAUGUAAAUCAUUUAAAUGGUUUAUGGAUAAUAUUGCAUUUGAUUUAGUUGAAGUAUAUCCACCAGUUGAACCAGAUGAUUUUGCAUAUGGUGAAAUACGUAAUAUUGGAGCACCAGAUUUAUGUUUAGAUGCAAAAAAAAAAAAAAAAGAUGAAACACUUGUCGUUGAUACAUGUAUACGUGAUGAUAAUAAAAUUAUUGGUUCACAAGAUUUUAGAUUAACUUGGCAUAAAGAUAUUAGAAUUAAAAGUAAAUCAGAUUGUCUUGAUGUAUCAAGUGGUAGUGCCAAAGCACCAGUAACACUUUAUCCAUGUCAUGGUAAACAAGGUAAUCAAUUAUGGCGUUAUAAUAUUGAAAAACAAUGGUUAAUGCAUGGUUAUGCACAACGUUGUCUUGAUGCUGAUCCAUCAAGUCAAAGUGUAUUUGUUACAACUUGUGAUUCUACGUCUUCCACACAAAAAUGGAGAAUACAAGAUGUUAAUAUGAAAGCCCUAAAUGACUGGGAUAAUUUGGGACCGAAAAUUCAAUAAUUCCAUAAUGAUAAAUUAAUUAUUAUUAUUAUUGCUAUUAUUAUUAAACAAUAAAAAAAUUAAUUAAUUAAAUAUCAUUAAAAAAUUUCAUAUCAUAUUACUCUGAAAGUGUUAAAAAAAAAAAAAAAAAAACAAAUUGCAAUACAACAAUUUUUUUAAAUUACAAUUAUUAACUAGUCAUUUAUAAUGAUGGCUAUAUUUGUUGUUGAGUUUUUAUAUUUUUUUUUUUUAGAUAAAUAAAGUGGCCAAGCAUAUUGUUGUCUUUUUUUUUUUAUUAAUUACUUUACUAAUGGGGAAUUUUUCGGUGCCUUAAUCAAAUUGAAAAAACGAGAUGAUUUUUUUUUUUUUUUAACGCACAAACUAGAUUUAUUUGAUUGCUCAAUUUUAAUUUUAAUUUUGUUAUUCCAAUUAAUAAUUAUAUAGUUAAAACCAAGUAUUAAAAAAUUGCAAUCAUGUUAGUAAAUAAUUAUAUUUUUCUAUGUAUUAAUCAAACGGCUCAGUAAAAAUAUAAGUAAUACUUUAUAAUAGUAUUACUUUUGAACAACAAGAAAAAAUAUAUAUAAUAAUAUUAAUGAUAAAUGUGCAAUUUUCAUUUUUUUUCUUACCUUUUGC
Aphidius gifuensis is the source of this 2908-nucleotide messenger RNA. RefSeq names its product N-acetylgalactosaminyltransferase 6 (gene Pgant6). The transcript has 2 exons. Gene Ontology annotation, cellular component: Golgi apparatus. The record is from RefSeq and is a predicted model, not a curated record. The coding region runs from base 494 to 2296 and encodes 600 amino acids. Lineage: Eukaryota; Metazoa; Arthropoda; Insecta; Hymenoptera; Braconidae.